Solea solea (common sole) is the source of this 2483-nucleotide messenger RNA. Its product is annotated as leucine-rich repeat-containing protein 30-like. The transcript has a single exon. The record is from RefSeq and is a predicted model, not a curated record. Gene Ontology annotation, molecular function: protein binding. NCBI's taxonomy places the organism in Eukaryota, Metazoa, Chordata, Actinopteri, Pleuronectiformes, Soleidae. Bases 428 to 1327 code for a protein of 299 amino acids.
GUGUAUUCAUGUCAGUGAUGUCAUCUGAUUGAGCUCACCCAGGAUCCUAUCCACAGCCGCCCUUUCCUUUAGUGGGUGGAGAGCUCAGUGCUAUCUGUGGACCAGGAAACUGACAGGACCAGCUGGGGAUUGAAACCCUGUAAGAGAGCCAGUUGGUCUGGGGGACAAUCACCUACUGCUCAGUUACAACAGGCUGCAGCUCCACUCAGGAAAAACCAAGCCAGGACUCAGUGUAACUGCUGCCAAACACCAGGAGUUCUACACCAACCAAACGCUGCAGUUCCUCUGGAACUCAUCAUGUUCUGUGUGGCUUGUCCAAGAACCCUGGAGAUCAUUAUCUUCAGAAAUCCUCUCGUUGCUUCAGUUGCUGGUGACUCAGCUAAUCGUAUGGUGACACAUUGUAGUAAGUAAUAGAAUCAGGAGGAAGAUGGGUGGGAAGCAGUCUCGCAGUUUUUCCAGCAAGGAGUUGAAUGAUGUGAAUAUGAGUCAAAGGAGGAAGAGUGUUUUCAGAGACGAUCUGCCAGGUCUGUCCUCGGCUGCUGAGAGGAUCCGCAGACAUACCACUGUGCAUUUUGGUUACAGCAUCCUGAGUCUAGCCAUGCGAGGGCUCGACAAGACUCCAGCUGAGCUGUGGGAACUCAAGGAGCUUCAGAAGCUCAACUUGUCCAUGAACUGCCUGGGCUCUCUACCUCCUGCCCUGGCAGCCCUGGAAAAUCUUGUCAUCCUCAACCUUUGUAGCAACAACUUGACCAGCCUACCUCCUGAGAUUGGACUCCUGAAGAAGCUGCGCGUGCUGUUUGCUUGCCGCAACCGCCUGAGUGAGGUCCCAGAGGAGCUGGGCUCCUGUACCUGUCUGGAGGUCCUCAGUCUGGCCAACAACCAGAUCACAUGCCUCCCUGACAGCCUGGCAGCCAUGGACAAUCUGACCAAGCUUAACCUCAGCCACAACCGCAUCGCUCACAUCCCUACUUGUGUCUACAGCAUGAAGGGUCUGGUUUUCCUCCACUUGGCCUGCAACCGCCUGGAGACAAUUGCAGACCAGAUCCAGGACUUGGUUAACCUGAAGAUACUUAUUGUGGAGGGAAACAGUAUCCACACGCUGCCCAAGACCCUGUGUUUUAUUGAGUCUUUAGAACUGCUCAAUGUUGACUUCAAUGCUUUGCAAAGCGUUCCAGGGGAGUUGUAUCAGCUGAGCCGGCUUGGGAGGUUGGCCUGUCAUCCACUGGAUAAAGGACUUCACAUUAUCCAUAAUCCGCUUCUCAAGCCAAUUCAGGAGGUGCUGCAAGGAGGACUCAGUGCCCUCUAUAACUACCUCAAACCCACGUGAGAGACUACUACAGCAUGUGUUGUAAUUGGAUGAUGGCACGUGACCCCUGGCACGUGGAAGUCAAGGACACCACAAACUGUCUGACAGAAGAUAUGAUGUCUCAACAUGAGAUUUUAGUCUGACUGACAGAUAGACUUUUGUACUUUUAGAUGUACGAUACAAGUUUGGAUAUAAAUAAAGAUGUCAUAACUGCUGAGUCAGGUCUAAACAUUUGUUAAUCCACAGUGAUGAGAUCAGGACUCAAGUCACUCAGCACAGAAAAAUUCACAGGUCCACAUUUGGGGACUGAUUACCGGCCAGUUGAUCUUAUUUGGCCCAUGGUGAGGGGUAAGCAGAGGGGGUGAGUUCAGCUGCAGAGCACCACUCGCUUUGUCACAUUCAGGUCAGUGGGAUCAAGUGGGUAAGGUCAGUGGAAAGAAUGGUAGAGGAGCUUAAGACGUACAAAACACACCAUUCUCAUCAAAUGUUGUUCCGUUCCACACGGAUCACAGCUGAGCCACUUGCCUGCAGAUCCCCUGACAUUGCUGAAUGUUGUAACACCAACAACUUGAAAACUUUCAUCAUAAAUCAUUUCAAAAGACAUGAUGAUGUUUUAUUUUUGCUUCAACAAUAACAAGUUCAAUUAAAAAUAAUGGUAAACAUUUGAGUUUGGAAAAGAAGCAAGAAAAGAUGAUCUCAAUUAUUUAAAAUACAUUUGACAAUAGUUCCCUCUGUCAAAGAGGAGGCUCAAGCUAAAUGUAAAAAGCUGUAAAGAUUAAAUUAAAUAUAAAUCCUGUGUUACAUGUGACCUGUUUAGGAGAAUAAAGCAUUAAAAAAAUUAUUACAAAUAUUGAAUGAUUAAGCAUCACUUGAAUCAUCCACCAAUCCUAAAUUGAACCACUUUAUCUGGAGGGCUCAAAGAUGAAAAUAGUGAAGUCAUUUAGUAUUAAUGUAUAUAUUGUUUUUCUAUGAGAACAAACAGUGAAGUAUUUCCCACAUUAUAACACAUAUGUAUAAUAAAUCAUUGUUGUACUGUGGUCAUCAGGUGACCACUGUGUUUAACAAACAUCUUCUUACUACUGUCACCAUGUUUGUACAGAAGAUGUUAAAUAAUCAUUAGCUUUACUUUAAAAAUGUGACAGUAUGCAAAUAUGUGUAUGCUGAGAUAAAUGAAAUA